GCAUAUGUAGUAUCACUCAUCGUCUUAGGGAUUGCAUUGGUCAUUUCUCUUGGAGUGCAUCUUUACCAAUGGCGUGCUCGGAGAAUUUCCAAAACAGACAAAAAGUACUCUACCGAGGGACUGCAAGUGGAAGCUCACCAAAUUGGACAGGGUUUGUAGCGUUUUUGUGAAUAAUGAGUGGCAUUUUUAGUUUGUUUACACUUAUGGUAUCGGGCAUGGGUACUGGGUACUAAGUACUAUUAAUAACCAGACCCCAAGUGAAUAUCUCAAAUAGUAAAAUGAGAAUAAUUAUAAAAUAGAUUUACUCACCUCAUAAACCUCGUUAUAGCCACGUUCAUGCAAAAGCUAAGGACUUCUGCAUCUACAGAGACGUCGCUGCUAAGGAAAACGUCUUUACCAAAAAGGAAGGAAAAAAAAAAGAAUUACCCUUGUUCUGACUAACUAGUGCCGGCAAAAAAUCCACAGGCAUAAAAUGAAUACGUUAAUAACUAAAUUACUAAAAAACAAUAAUAAUUUUUUUUGUUAUGUCUUAUGCCUGUGGGUUUGAUUUUUAAUGACGAUACAACUCCCCCAUCCCCUAAAAAUAUAACACAAAAACAAAACAAACAAACAAACAAAAAAACAGACUUACAUCGUUAAGAUAUCCAAUCUUCCUUUUUUACUGCUCAAUUCUGAUUAGAUUCCAUGCAACCAUUUUCAAUCUUAGGCGAUGCAGAAGUCCCGUCUCCUAAAGUAGAAUCAUUUUAUAUGGAGCUGCAGCCUACUCAAAUCCAGCAAACGACAAGAGAUUCAGAAUAUGGAUCUCUAAUGAAGAACCCGGAAGGAGAUAGUGAUGAUGCUAAAACGAAACAAGGUUAUGCUAAUGCCGCCUUCCAUCGGCUCCCUAAACCGCGGGAAAACGAAGCAUAUCAAAAUAUAUAA
Porites evermanni is the source of this 921-nucleotide messenger RNA. The record is from the annotation of a GenBank genome assembly. NCBI's taxonomy places the organism in Eukaryota, Metazoa, Cnidaria, Anthozoa, Scleractinia, Poritidae.